CUAAAUAUACUAAAGCGCCUACGCCCUUAUGAACAGUGAUUCCCGUAUGAACAGUGUUGUGACGGAUUUGCCCCUGCCUGUUUAGAGUUUUUCUCGAUUGCCCCCCAGUGUUGCGCUGUAUCUUUCUGGCCAUCUGUCCUGUUUUUCCGUUGCCACGAAGAGAGAGAGGGUGAGAUCGGUGGCCUAAAACAGAGAUUCAACCCGAGUUUUCUGUUGUGUUCGGGAAGCAUCUAUUUGAGUGUAGUCAUCAACACAGCUAUCAGAUAGACCGAGAAGAUCGAGCUCAGGGAUCAAUCGUAGAUUGCUGGGGUAGGAACAAGAGGAGGAGAUUUGCAGGAUUUUGGUGAUUUUUCGGAGGAGGGUUUGGGUUUGUUUUGGUGAUCGAGUUUGGGAAAAGGUUUUCAACACAAGAACAGUAGAAGGACUGUGGUGUUCUGAUUUCUGGUUUUGGUGGGUUUCGCGACAGUGAGGAUCGCAGGUCAAUACUAUCAGGAUAAUUUCUCAGUUUAUCUGUGUUUUGUUUUCUGCUCAGUGUUAUCUGUGUUUUGUAUUGUCAUUCAGAUUUUGCGAACAGUUUGCAGUUAGAUUCUUCGACUGUUUUGGAUUCAGUCAUGGCAUCAGAUAUUCCGAAAAGAAAAGUAAAAAGAUCUUUGCAAGCUAAUUGUGUAGAAAAUAAUGAUCAUCAAGAAGAACAUCAGAUCAAAUCAAGGAGGUGGAAGCAAGUAUGUCAACCGAUAAUGGUAGAAGGAGGUCAUAGUGCACAAACCAGCAAUAAAAAUCUGAACAUAUUGGAACAUCGUGAUAAACGAAUUAGAAGGAAUCAAUUCAAUCCAACUGUCAUUCUCGACCAAACUUUGUUUGCUCAUGGAAGUUCAACUGCAGAUAGUACAAGUAUAAUCGGGGUGUCACGGCAUUUAGCAAGCAGUAAUGCUACUCAACUUGCAGAAAUUGAAGAAAUGAGAGGAAUGGAUCAUCAGAUUAAAUCAAGAAGGUCAAAAAGGUGGAAACAAGUCUCUCACUCAAUAAUGGUAGAAGAGAAUCAAGUUGGACAAACCAGCAAUGAAAAUGUCACUGUAUUUGAAAACAAUGACAAACGGGAAAUUGCUGAGCCCAGGGGUGAACGCUCACAUUCAUAUGGUCAGGCAUUCUAUCAAAGAACUAAACAAGGAUCAACUGUUCGAUAUAAAGAUUCAGGCGACAAUAUUUGCACGUGUGAUUAUUGUGGUGCGUGUUUUUGGUUUGAAGAAGCUAUCAAACAGACAUCUACAAGUAAAUCACCAAUCUACACAAAUUGUUGUCAAAAAGGACGGAUCAAACUUCCACAACCGAGACCGACUCCUGAUUUACUGAGAACAUUAUUGGAUCCAAAUAAUGGUUCAGAAAGUAGACUUUUCAAAGAUAAUAUCAGAGUUUAUAAUUCGAUGUUUUCUUUCACAUCAAUGGGAGCAACAAUUGAUUACAAAAUAAAUACUGGAUCAGGUCCUUAUGUAUUUAAAAUUAGUGGUCAAGUGCAUCAUUUAAUGGGUUCUAUAUUACCUUCUGAUGGUGAAUGUCCUAAAUAUGCACAGUUAUAUGUAUAUGAUACAAAAAAUGAAGUUUCAAAUCGUAUUAAUGCAAUUGAUUCUACUCAUGCUAAUGAAAAUAUUAAAUCAAAUAUUGUUCAAGGACUUAUUAAAAUGUUUGAUGAAAUUAACGAAUUAGUAAGAGAAUUUCGAACAAUGAGAGAUAAAUUUGAAAAUCAUUCUUUACCUUCAUUAAAUAUGACUCUGCUUAAUCGUCAACCUACUGAUAGUAAACAAUAUGAAAUACCGACAACUGAUGAAAUUGGUGGUUUGAUUGUUGGUGACAUUGGAGAGAAUAAUUCAGAUAAAGAUUUAAUUAUUCAAUCAAACAAUGGAUGUUUACAACGUAUUUCCAGAAUCCAUCCAAAGUAUAUGUCAUUACAAUAUCCAAUACUUUUUCCAUAUGGUGAAGAUGGAUAUAAACCAGAUUUGCUAAUGCAGCCAAUUGCAGGAAAUCAUCAAAAAAAGAGAGAAAGAAUAUCAAUGCGAGCUUAUAUUGCGUAUCAAAUCCAAGACAGAAACUAUGAAGUAAAUACUUUAUUAAAAGGUGGACGACUAUUUCAACAAUUUUUAGUUGAUUCUUAUGCAACUGUUGAGGAAGACCGUUUAAAUUGGAUCAGAAAAAAUCAAAAAAAAAUUCGUAGUGAAAUUUAUAAAGAUAUUUAUGCUGCAAAUUUAGCUGGAAUUAAUAAAGCUCACAAUUUAGGACAAAAAAUUAUUUUGCCAAGUUCUCAUACUGGAAGUCCUAGAGAUAUGAUUAAUAAUUAUCAAGAUGCUAUGGCAAUUUGUCGAAAAUAUGGUAAUCCUGAUUUAUUUAUAACUUUUACGUGCAACGUUAAAUGGCUAGAAAUACGAAGAUAUUUUGCAAAUAAACCUAUGUAUAAAGUUGAAGAUAGACCUGAUAUAAUUUCAAGAAUUUUUAAAAUUAAAUUACAAGAUAUGAUUACUUAUAUUAAAUCUGGAAAACCUUUUGGAGAAAUCGAAGCAGAUGUUCAUACAAUAGAGUUUCAAAAAAGAGGACUUCCUCAUGCUCAUAUGUUAUUUUGGCUGAAAAAAAAUUACAAAUGUUAUACAGCAGUUGAUAUUGAUUCUAUUAUUUCAGCAGAACUACCAGACAAAACUGUUAAUUCGGAACUUUUUGAAAUUGUUAGUCAAUUUAUGAUUCAUGGACCUUGCGGACAACUAAAUUCAAAAUCUCCUUGCAUGAAGGAUGGAAAGUGUUCAAAAUUUUUUCCAAAACCAUACAAUACAAAUACUAUAUUUGAAACAAAUACACCUUCAAUAUAUAGACGUCGCAACGAUCAUACAAAAUUUGUAGAAAAAAAUGGUGUACAUAUUGGAAAUAAUUUUGUCGUGCCUUAUAAUUCAGAAUUAUUAUUAAGAUAUAAUGCUCACAUCAAUGUUGAAUCAUGCUCUCAAUCUAUGUUAAUUAAAUAUUUAUUUAAAUAUAUUAAUAAAGGUCCAGAUAGAGCUCGAAUUUUAUUCCACGAAAAUUUAAAUGAUGAAAUUGCAACAUAUCUCAAUUGUCGUUAUUUAACUCCUCAUGAAUCUGUAUGGAGAUUGUUUGAAUAUCCAAUUCACUCUCGACAUCCUGCUGUUCAACAUCUACACAUUCAUUUGCCUUUAGAACAAAAUAUUAUUUUUCAUGAAUGCCAAUCUAUCGAAUCAAUAAUAAAACAUAAAAGUGCGGAAGAUACUAUGCUUACCGGAUGGUUUAAAGCGAAUGCAACUUAUCCAGGAGCAUCUGAAUUAACCUAUACAGAAUUUCCAUCUCAUUUCGUAUGGAAUAGUCAUACAAAUUGUUGGACACCAAGGAAAAGAUAUGAAACUAUUGGUCGAAUAGCGCAUGUACCUCCUUCAUUAGGCGAAUUAUAUUUUAUGAGAAUGUUAUUAAAUAUUCAAAAAGGUUGUCACAAUUUUGAUUCAAUAAAAACAAUUAACGGUAUUACAUACUCUUCUUACCAAGAAGCUUGCCGAAUCUUGGGUUUAUUAGAUGAUGACAAAGAGUGGAUUGAAGCGUUAGAAAAUUCUUUACACGCUGCAACAGCUUCUGAAAUUCGUCAACUAUUUGUUACAAUUAUUUUGUUUUGUGAUGUUGCAAAUCCUAAAAUGUUACUAGAAUCAUAUUGGUUAAAUAUGUGUGAUGAUAUUUUGCAUAAAGCAAGAAUUGAACUUGGAAAUCCAAAUCUAAUUUUACCUGAUUCAGAACUGAGAAAUAAACUAUUAUUUGAAUUGGAGCAAAUAUUUAAUAAAUCAUCAUCUUCAUUAAAAGACCAUCAAUUACCAAUGCCUGAUGCAAGCAAAAUAUUUAAUUUAGAUAAUAGACUGUUGAGAGAAGAAUUAGAUUAUGAUUGCAUUCAAUUAAAACGUGAACAUAUGAAUUUAUUGGCUCAAUUAAAUCAAUGUCAAAAAAUUGUAUAUGAUGAAGUUAUUACAGCAAUUGAGAAAAAAACAUGUAAUACUUUUUUUGUCCAUGGCUAUGGAGGAACUGGUAAAACAUUUUUGUGGCAUACAAUAAUAAAUAAAUUAAGGUCUGAAGGAAAAAUUGUUUUAGCUGUUGCUUCAUCUGGAAUUGCUUCAUUACUGCUUCCAAAUGGUAGAACUGCUCAUUCUCGAUUUAAAAUACCUCUAACAAUUAAUAAUUUAUCGAUAUGUCCAAUAAAAAAAGGCACUCAUCUUGCAAAAUUAAUUGAUAAAACAGAAUUAAUUAUUUGGGAUGAAGCUCCAAUGUGCAAUAGACAUUGUUUUGAAGCACUAGACAAAUCUUUGCGUGAUAUUUUAUCAAACCCAGAUGAUAUGCAAGUUCAUAAACCAUUUGGCGGUAAACCUAUUUUAUUAGGAGGAGAUUUCAGACAAAUUUUACCUGUAAUUACAGGAGGAACUAAAGAGCAAAUAAUUAAUGCUUCAUUAAAUAGUUCAUACAUUUGGUCAUCAUUUAAAAUAUUUCAUCUCACAGAAAAUAUGAGAUUAUCAAAAAAAAAUUUAACAAAUGAGGAAAGAAUAAAUAUUACCACUUUUGCAAAUUGGUUAUUAGAAAUUGGAGAAGGCCGUAUACAUUCAAUUAAUUAUGAAAAUGAUGAAGACACGUCUUGGGUUGAAAUUCCAAAUGACUUACUUAUUGAUAUUUAUACAAAUCCCAUAGAAGCAAUUUUUCAUGCAACUUAUUCGAAUUUCAACAUUCAUUACAAUAACUUUAAUUAUUUAAAAGAACGAGCAAUUGUUACACCACGAAAUACUACAGUACGAGAUAUAAACGAUUACGCUAUAAAUUUAUUACCAGGUCAUACGAUUACUUACUUAAGUUCUGACAGUAUUUUAUUAAAUUCUGGAAAUAAUGAAAAUAUGAAUAUUUUAUAUCCUAUAGAAUUUUUAAAUAAACUUGAAUUCAACGGAUUACCAUCACAUGAAUUAAUUUUAAAGAUUGGAAUGCCUAUCAUGUUGUUAAGAAAUCUAAACCAAGUAACUGGCUUAUGCAAUGGUACAAGAUUGAUAAUAACAAACUUAUUUGAUCGAUUAAUUGAAGCAAAAAUAUUAACAGGAAAUAAUACAGGUGAAAAAUGUUUCAUACCUAGAAUUAUUUUUACUGCAACUGAAAAUAAAUGGCCAUUCAUAUUUAAAAGAAGACAAUUUCCAGUAAGACCAUGUUAUGCUAUGACUAUUAAUAAAAGUCAAGGUCAGUCGUUGAAUCAAGUUGGCAUAUAUUUACUAGAACCUGUUUUCACUCAUGGACAAUUAUAUGUUGCACUUUCAAGAGUUACAUCAAGAAGUGGAUUAAAAAUUUUAAUAAAUAAUAACAGUGAUAUACCAAAUAAAUAUACUAAGAAUAUAGUUUACAAAGAUGCAUUACAAAAUUUAUAAAUAAAAAUUUGUAUUACAUUGUACGUUAAUCCAAUCAAACAUAUUGUUUAUUAUACACUAAGAUGUGAUACACUUUAUGUGACACACAAAUUCACAAUUAAUUGAUUAUGUGACAAAAUUAAUGAUUACUUUGGUAUUUUUGUAUGAUACACCCGGUCAAUGCAGAAGCAAACAAAAGUCAAUACAAGUAAAUAAAUAUAGUCAACACAGAUAUACGAAAGUAAAUGCAGGCAAAGAAAAAAAAAAGAAAGUGUUCAGAACAAUCGCAAAAAAUUUCAAUGUUUCAAUCAGUUUGAUUUGAAGUUUUAGGACAAUGGGUGGACAAUUUCAAACUAGACAAGUUUCAGUCCAGAGAAAAAAGUUAACCUAGCUUUCCAGAUUGUACCAAAAGAAAUGUCUCCUGUCAUGUUUAUCAGAUUCUACUCUUAUCUGAUUUCUGUUCUGCCAAUUUACGUUUGCUACCAUUCCAACUCUGACUAUAUAAAGGAUAAGAUUGACUUACAAGCGUCUUCGGGAAGUCUCCAUCUAAAUCAACAUCAUCUUUUCCGCUCUCUCCAUAGAAACUGGGUUAGUAUUAUCGAUCACUGUCUUUCUUCUUUUUCCUUCAAAUUAUGCAUCUGAUGAGUUAUGGGUCUAUUACUUCAAUCACAAACAGAAAUUCGAAUUCACUUUAUACACUGAGAUUUAUGAGUUUUCGAUUGAAACGGGGGGCCGUAGCUUCUUUCUCAUUGUUGUUUCUGCAAAUAACUAAAGUUCAGACAAAGCAUAUAUGGUCCUUUUGAUUUUUCGCCGCGGAAUAAUCGACCCAACUUCAGUGGACCUAAAAAAUCAAAUGACUCUGCUGGUUAUUUUCCAUACAACUGUGGGAGUUCUCUUUGGAUUUCUCAUUGGUGUAUCAUUACAGAAUGCUUUUCUAAUAAAGGUAUUAAUUAGGGUUUUCCACCGGAAUGGGUUGUGUUGAAUUGGGAUGCCUGUAUCUAUAGAAUGUGUUUGGAAUUUUUGCAGAUUAGCUUUUCACUUCUAUCUUUUGAUGCACGGUUUCCCGAUAUGUGUAACCAACUAACACAAACAAAAGUCUUGAGCAUCAAAGAUCAGGGGGAUGUUCCUACGGUACUGAUUAUUGUUACUGUCUAAAUAUUUUGUUCACCAUUGACUUUUCAUUCUGUUCAACUUUGAACAGCAAUAGCAGUCAGAAAAGAAUGUAAUUAUAAGGCCCCUUUUCACAUGUUAAAAAAGUGUCAGAUAGGUGAUAAACACAUGUUAAAAAAAAAUCUGUCAUCCUGCAAAUACUUGGAAUGGAUUAACUUAAUAACUUUUCACAUAUAACUCUGAAUACUUUUUAAAGCAUGUUCCAGAAAUAGGACUAAAGACACCAUUUCGUGAUACAAGCUGCCAAAGAUGUACUGAAGUUUACAUUUUGCAGAGAUAAAUUUAUCUUACUGCUGAGGUAGUAUUCAUGUAUGCGCGUGCGAUUCCGGCCCAAGCAUCCUCUGGCUUCUGCAGGAAGGCCUGGAAUGAAGGUCUUUAAGAAAUCAAGAUUCUUAAAGAAGUGUUCAAGGUUCUGAGAAAUGUUCAAAUGUAGGACUCUGACAUAUUUUCGGGAUUCUCGAUACGACUGAUAGUUUAUAAGAGGUUUCAAUGAGAAUUUCAAAUAGGAUUGGGACUUGCAAAAGCCUCAGGGCUUUUCUGAUCGCUGCUGACCUUCAGUCAGGUAGUUUAAAGUCAAUCGAAGAGAUAAGUUUUGCAGCAGAAUCUCAGCCAAAACAGGGAAUGCCCUGAGGAAUGUAAGGAAGCUAUUGCACCACUAAUGCAUGCUGCAGUUAGAUUUUCUGGUUUACCAGAGUACAUUGUCUGACAUUAGGCAACUAUUUCAAGCGAGAGAUGCGAACUGUCUGACUCAUUGUGUAGAUCAAAAGUUUUUCAUGUGCUCUACUGCAUCACAACGUUGGCUUUGGGAAGGCACAAGCAGAAAGGUUUAGGUACGCAACGAAUACUUCUGGAGCCAGUCAUCAGUUUUCGUUUGGAUUGUACGUAAAGCACAACUUUGAAGUUGAGCUUUAUCGUAUUGUUAAUACGAAUUUCCACUUACAAGUGUUGAAUUUGACAAAGAAUUAGUGUAAUAAACAGCAAUUAUCGUUUAUUUAUUAUGCGAUCA
Molecule: messenger RNA, 7575 nt
Organism: Rosa rugosa (rugosa rose)
Lineage: Eukaryota; Viridiplantae; Streptophyta; Magnoliopsida; Rosales; Rosaceae
Exons: 18
Coding region: 612-5420 (1602 amino acids)
Biological process (GO): telomere maintenance; DNA repair
Molecular function (GO): DNA helicase activity
Source: RefSeq, a predicted model, not a curated record